Molecule: messenger RNA, 618 nt
Organism: Lingula anatina
Lineage: Eukaryota; Metazoa; Brachiopoda; Lingulata; Lingulida; Lingulidae
Product: GTP-binding protein Rhes pseudogene
Source: RefSeq, a predicted model, not a curated record
AUGCCACAAAGCCAGAUUUUCCACCGGCUGUCCUCAAAAAGGACAUGGGAAGGGACGAAACCUCGGUCUCAGUGUCACCGAGGACAGCAUGACAAACAACACUUCAAUGUCGUAUUCCUAGGGGCGGCCAAAGUCGGAAAGAGCAGCAUCGUGUCACGUCUGCGAGGCGGACCACUGAGCGAAGUAUAUGUUCCAACAGUAGAAGACUGCCAUCGCCUCGUGUACCUCAACCACGGCGAGGAAAUGGUAAUAGAUGUCAUCGAUACUGCUGGAUAUUACUCUUUUCCCGCCAUGAAGAAGCUGAACAUAAGCAAUGGCGACGCCUUCGUAUUAGUGUAUUCAGUGGACGAUAAUUCUAGUUUUGAGGAAGUAAGGAAGCUCCGUCAGGUUAUUCUGGACGCAAAGAAUGCGUCGAAUGUGCCGAUUGUGAUAGUAGGGAACAAGUCGGAUUUGGCGGGAAAGGACGCAGUAAUAGGCCUAUCGCGCAAGAUUUCUGAGUUGACGGCGAGUGUUGACUGGGGGAAUAUUCAUCUCAAGGCCAGCGCCAAACAAAACAAUAACAUUUCUCAGAUUAUUAUGGAGCUAUUAACCCUGUGUAAUGCACAGAAAAUUAACUGA